Messenger RNA from Microtus ochrogaster (prairie vole), 1119 nucleotides. RefSeq names its product homeobox A2 (gene Hoxa2). Gene Ontology annotation, molecular function: DNA-binding transcription factor activity, RNA polymerase II-specific; RNA polymerase II cis-regulatory region sequence-specific DNA binding. Gene Ontology annotation, cellular component: nucleus. Lineage: Eukaryota; Metazoa; Chordata; Mammalia; Rodentia; Cricetidae. Gene Ontology annotation, biological process: regulation of transcription by RNA polymerase II. The record is from RefSeq and is a predicted model, not a curated record.
AUGAAUUACGAAUUUGAGCGAGAGAUUGGUUUUAUCAAUAGCCAGCCGUCGCUCGCUGAGUGCCUGACAUCUUUUCCCCCUGUCGCUGAUACAUUUCAAAGUUCAUCAAUCAAGACCUCGACGCUUUCACACUCGACACUGAUUCCUCCUCCUUUUGAGCAGACCAUUCCCAGCCUGAACCCGGGCAGUCACCCUCGCCACGGCGCUGGCGGCCGCCCCAAAUCGAGCCCUGCGGGCAGUCGCGGCAGUCCGGUGCCCGCCGGCGCCCUGCAGCCGCCAGAGUACCCCUGGAUGAAGGAGAAGAAGGCGGCCAAGAAAACCGCGCUGCCGCCCGCCACUGCCGCCUCCACGGGCCCUGCUUGCCUCGGCCACAAAGAAUCCCUGGAAAUCGCUGCUGAUGGCAGCAGCGGGGGAUCCAGGCGCCUGAGAACUGCGUACACCAACACUCAGCUUUUGGAGCUGGAAAAGGAAUUUCAUUUCAACAAGUACCUUUGCAGACCCCGGAGGGUGGAAAUCGCCGCGCUGCUGGAUUUGACUGAGAGACAAGUGAAAGUGUGGUUUCAGAACCGGAGGAUGAAGCACAAGAGGCAGACUCAGUGCAAGGAGAACCAAAACAGCGAAGGGAAAUUUAAAAGCCUGGAGGACUCAGAGAAAGUGGAGGAGGACGAGGAAGAGAAGUCACUCUUUGAGCAAGCCCUGAGCGUCUCUGGGGCCCUUCUGGAGAGGGAAGGUUACACUUUUCAGCAAAACGCGCUCUCUCAACAGCAGGCUCCCAAUGGACACAAUGGCGACUCCCAAACUUUCCCAGUUUCGCCUUUAACCAGCAAUGAGAAAAAUUUGAAACAUUUUCAGCACCAGUCACCCACUGUUCCUAACUGCUUGUCAACAAUGGGCCAGAACUGUGGAGCUGGCCUGAACAAUGACAGUCCCGAGGCCCUCGAGGUCCCCUCUUUGCAGGACUUUAAUGUUUUCUCUACAGAUUCCUGCCUGCAGCUUUCAGAUGCUCUGUCGCCCAGCUUGCCAGGCUCCCUGGACAGUCCCGUAGAUAUUUCAGCUGACAGCUUUGACUUUUUUACAGACACACUCACCACAAUCGACCUACAGCAUCUGAAUUACUAA